This is a messenger RNA of Propithecus coquereli (Coquerel's sifaka), 1146 nucleotides long. RefSeq names its product frequently rearranged in advanced T-cell lymphomas 1 (gene FRAT1). The transcript has a single exon. The record is from RefSeq and is a predicted model, not a curated record. Bases 181 to 1017 code for a protein of 278 amino acids. Lineage: Eukaryota; Metazoa; Chordata; Mammalia; Primates; Indriidae. Gene Ontology annotation, cellular component: cytoplasm. Gene Ontology annotation, biological process: positive regulation of canonical Wnt signaling pathway.
GCUCCCGCGACUGAGGCGCGCGGCACGAGUGCCUGGCGGGCUCCGGCUUCCGCGUCUGCCCGGCCCCGGCCUCAGCCCCAGCCCCAGCCCCGCACCCGGCUCUGUCGCGGCCCGCCGAAUCCGCGGGCAGCCGAGCAGCCAGCGACGCCCGCAGUGCUCCGGGUGCCGGCGCGGGGGGCCAUGCCGUGCCGGAGGGAGGAGGAAGAGGAAGCCGGCGAGGAAGCGGAGGGGGAGGAAGAGGAGGAGGACAGCUUCCUCCUGCUGGAGCAGUCGGUGACGCUGGGGAGCUCGGGCGAGGUGGACCAGCUGGUGGCCCAGAUCGGCGAGACGCUGCAGCUGGACGCGGCGCAGGACAGUCCGGCUUCGCCGUGCGCACCCCCGGGGGCACCGCUGCGGCCCCCGCAGCCCCUGGAAGCGGUGCCGGCGGACAAGGCCCGGGCCCCGGCGGUGCCGCUGCUGCCGCCGCCCGCGUCGGCCAAGGCUGUGGGCCCGGCGCCCCCAGGGGCUCUACGCUGCGCCCUUGGGGACCGCGGGCGCGUGCGGGGCCGGGCUGCGCCCUACUGCGUGGCCGAGCUCGCCGCAGGCCCCACCGCCCUGUCCCCACUUCCCCUUCAGCCGGGCCAUGGUGGGCCUCCCGGAGCUGGCAAGCGGGGAGCCUCACAGCCGCUGUCAGGUCCGUGCCGGCGAGGAUGGCUCCGGGGCGCUGCAGCGUCCCGCCGCCUGCAACAGCGACGCGGGUCCCAACCCGAAACCCACACAAGCGACGACGACCCGCACCGACUCCUGCAGCAGCUCGUGCUCUCAGGAAACCUCAUCAAGGAGGCCGUGCGGAGGCUUCAUUCGCGACGGCUGCAGCUACAUGCAAAACUUCCCCAACGCCCGUUCCUAGGGCCUCUCUCGGCCCCAGUGCAUGAACCCCCUUCGCCCCGCAGCCCUCGCGCGGCCUGCAGUGACCCUGGCGCUUCCGAGAGGGCGCAGCUCAGAACUGGCGAUGGCGUUCUCGUCCCUGGCAGCUAACACGCCCGGGGUGGCCACAGCGCCAGCCUCUGACUGGAGGGCAAGGGGUUCCCGGAGGGCUGCAGUCCUGCUCAGGCUGGUGGAGAACUCUUUCUUUGGGAAGCGGGAGAAAUAAGCUAAUGAAGAGGA